ACGAGGACCAGGCCCCAGGAAAAAUGCCCGCUGCCUGAGCUUCGGACCAUGUAUUCAUACAGCGGUCUGGUGCCCGGGGAGGGCGUCUGGCCCCUGCUGCAGGCCCUCACCUACACCUACCUGCCCGCCCCGCUGCUGCUGCCCCCCAUCCAGGCCCACAACUUCUGCAGCCGGCCCCCGGGCCUGGGCGCCGGCGAGUGGGCAGCCCCGCGAGAGUACCACUGCUUCCACCACGCGGCAGCGCCCCCGGCGGCCGUGCCGCCCUGGUGGGCCUUCCCGCAGGCCUACGCUGCGGCCCUGCGCCCGCCGUUCUCCGCACCCAGCUACCUGGGACCGUCGCUGCCGGCGGCGCCGGGGCCCGCCACGGCGGAGGAGUGGGCGCCGUGGCCCGAGGGCGGCAGCCUGCAGGCGGAGCUGCGCUGGGGCCGCGUGGAGCGCGCGUCGGACCCGCGCCUCGAGCUGCCCGACUACGUGCGCCGGGAGCUGCGGCGCGCGUACGGCACGUACCCGCGCACCGACGUGCGCGUCACCUACCGCGCCGGCGAGUUCCUGCUGCGCGCCGCGCCGCGCGUCCGCGAGCCCGAGUACCGCGUGGAGAGGCGCGCGCUGCGCCCGGCUGCCGGCAGCGCCAGUGACAGCCCCGGCGGCAGCCGAGGCCACAGCGGCCCCGCCGCGGAGGUGACGGAGCGCGGCCGCCGGAGGAAGGGGAAGGGCCUGAGCUGA
Messenger RNA from Talpa occidentalis (Iberian mole), 723 nucleotides. RefSeq names its product chromosome unknown C10orf95 homolog (gene CUNH10orf95). The coding region runs from base 49 to 723 and encodes 224 amino acids. The transcript has a single exon. Lineage: Eukaryota; Metazoa; Chordata; Mammalia; Eulipotyphla; Talpidae. The record is from RefSeq and is a predicted model, not a curated record.